GCAGGAACAAUGGGCAACCAUGUAGAUCUAAGUGGUCUGGAAGAACAAGAGGUGAAACAGUGAUAGGGUCAUGCUUGCAGAUGUUCACUGAUGUGCAUGGGGAGUCUGGUCCGAUCCUGCAGAAGAACUACUAAAGCACAAAUUGCUGGAUAAAAACAAUGCUGGCUAUGAUAUGAAAGCUGUAUAUAUCACAGCUGCCACUGUAACAAAAUAGUUAGUGGUUUUAAUGGCAUAGCUGAUUGGUGUACAUAUUUCUUUUGUGUGAACGACCUAGACAGUUGUGUAUAUAGAAACACAUCUGGAAUUGUCUGGAAAUAUGUGAUUUGAAACAAACAACAAUCUUGCAGGCACAUGCAGCAUAUAAAGUAGUUAUGCUGGAUGUUCAGAUAAGCCACUGCAGUAUUUUUUUAUGGUUAAAAAAAAAGCAGUGUGAAGCAGGCCUUAUUAAUGACACCUUUGCAUCUUGAGAGCUUUUAUGCAGUAUGUUGUUAGUGCAUCCGAUAUUACGAUAAUGCGCUUUACUUGCCCACUCGUUUUCUAAUUCUUUUAAUAUUAAAUGACUGUGCAGAUAAGAUAAAGCUUGAUUAAGCUAAUGUGUAAUCAACUAUGUCUAUGACACAGUUGUAUAUUUUAUGAUGACCUUCAUAACAGCAGUCUUUUCUGUUAUUUGAUCAUUGAUUUUAUUUGUCUUGAAGAAUCCAUUGAAACCUAAUUUUAUAAUUGGCUUCUCGUGAUCUGUUGUUCAGAAUUCAAAUAAGAAUGAAGUAUAUACCCAUAAUGAGCUAAAUCUAGACCCAAAUCAUGAAUAGAUACUUAUGUUAGUACAAUCACAUAACACAGCUAUUUUUGGCACAAGAAUUUGUGUAACUUAUUUUGGCUCCUCUUGUGAUGUCAGUGUGUGGAAGUGUCCUCAAAUGGUAAUACCACUUUACAGCAUUGUUCUGGUAAACGCUAUCGAUUGGUUAGUUUCUGCAUGACAGAUUCAGUUGUGUGGGUGUUUACAGCAGAUUUAUAACAGUGAAGGAGAGCAUCGAGGGCAGACAAGACCACUCAGGCUCUGAGGGCUGUUAUUAAACAUUUUCACGCUGACACACAUUUGAAGAAUACUGCUGCCAAUUGCACUGAAACGCCAAAGCUGACGACAAAAUGGACAGGACUAAAAAAUAUUUCUCUACGCCGAAUGAAAACGAUGAAGAUAUAGACCUUGAUGACUGGAUACCUCCGGAUGCUGAUCUAAUAGAAAAGAUGGUCUCUCAGAUUGAAUAUUAUCUCUCUGAUGAGAAUCUGGUCAAGGAUGCUUUCCUUUUAAAGCAUGUCAGGAGAAAUAAGAUGGGUUAUGUCAAUAUCAAGUUGCUGACCUCUUUUAAAAAGAUGAAGCAGUUGACAAAAGAUUGGCGGGUCACAGCAUAUGCCCUCCGGCAUUCGUUAAUACUAGAGGUGAACAAAGAGGGAAAUAAAGUGCGCAGAAUUGAGCCGGUGCCCGAGUCUGUCCUCUUUCAGGUACCGAGCAGACUGCUGCUGGUCUGGAACAUCACAGAAUCAAAUCUGACAGAGAACAUGGCACACGGCACAUCAACACCUUGCAAGAGCACCAUGGAAACUGCUAUUGCAAUUCUGGAGCCGUUUGGUACCAUUACCAUGGCUCGGGUCAACAGGCCUGGCAGAGAGCUCCUGCCUGAGCUUCAGAAAUACAGCUACAGAUACCCAGAGCUGUUCACUAAGGAGAGCGUACUAGUGGAAUAUGAAGAUCUGGAAGGAGCUGGACGUGCUUACCACCAACUGUCACAGUCUGAAGGUAACAUGAGAGUACUCCUGAUAGGGAAAGCUUCCAAGAAGAAAGCCGUAGAUGUGGGUUUGGAGGACAAAAGUAAUGGGAAGGGGAUCUCCAUCCUGAACCAACGCAUGUUGCAGCUUCAGACUUGUGGUGAAGACUCAUCAGCAUAUAGCUCCUCAGAAUCUGAGUUCACCUCUUCAUCGCCUUUGAGCAUACCUCGUGUUUGUUCUGGCCAGGUGUGUAGCAGCCCCUUAAAUAGCCCACGUUCAAGCCCUAGAUGUAUACGUGCACCCCUUCCAGGCCCUCGCAUUUCUCCACUGUUAGCCUCAGAGGUCUGGGGAAGUCCAGACACAAGUCCAGAGUUGCGAGAGAAACGAAAGUUGUGCGGCAACCAAAACAAACACUGUCAGACGAGUGAUAAAAAGCUACUAAAUGGAGACACGGCACCUCCUGGAGUCCUACGCCUGCCUUACGGUCCUGACGGGAGUAGAGGUUUUCACGCAAUCUUAGUUAGAAGACGACUUCAUUAUUCAUUUAAAGUAUAAGGAACCAAUUAUUCCAUCACUGUAAUCACCUGUUUGCUACUUGUUACUUACAUAUUACUUGUGUUAUGUUUCUUGUCAUUUGAUUUGCUGACUUCUAAAUGCAAAUGUGUGUAAUGCUUCUGUGCCUGUAGCUUAAUAUACAAUUCAUCCUUUACUGACAUUUCAGCUGUACAAAGUACAAAUCAAUGACCUUUUAUUCACAUUACAGAAAUGAAAUUAUUCCUAGAUCUUUUUUUUCCUGAAAUCCUAGCUUUUAAAUCAGUAUCUACAACCCCCCUUACAUCAAUCUGCACUGUUACCAACCACAACUCAACUGAAGCACUGAGAAAGUAUUGUUUUUUUUAGUGUAAAGUGCUGUGUCAACACAUUUUAACCCCAACACUAAUCACUAACCAACCACUUCAGUAUGUAAAUGAUACAUCCAGAGUUAAUACUGGGGGAUAAGCAGCGAUAUAUCCCGGACAGGAUGCCAAAUCUUCACAGCUUAUCUCUUUCCCCCCUUAUAUAUGAGGUUUAGGAGCAAUUUGAAGUCACUAGUCCAUGAUGUUUCUGGAUAGUGGAAGAAACUAAAGAACCAAGAAGAACACAAAGGCACAAAUGAUUUCCACAUUAUCUCUACAACAAUACAUAACUGGCAAAUUAUUAUAAUAAAAUAACACACAAAUUCACACCAUCGUUUUGGGCGAUCAUAUAAUACACUCUUUGAAUAAAGGUAACUAACUUUACUUCAUGGGGUGCAACCAUAGUGCAGAUUAUUUCUAUAAUGUUUGAGAGUAAAGGUUUAGAUGCAUCUGUGGUUCAUCAUGUCAAAUUAUGUACCUUACAUUAUUUUAUGUAAAAAACAAAUGUACAUAUUAAAUGUAAAAGAAAAAAAAAGAUGUGCCCUAAAUAAUACCACCCAAGUAACAAAGAAGACAUGUAGUGACUGCGUUCCUGCAUCAAACGCCUUGGGAUUCUGUAACUCUGGCAUAAUUUAUACGACAUAGGAGCUGACAUAACAACUCAUCACAAUUUGGACAGUCACCAUGACAACUUUUCAGAGUUGAGCCUGCACCACUCUUUGGAUCUAUGCCAGCGGUGAAGAGGUUCUGUCACAUCCCACAGACCUCUUAGAGCCAG
Tachysurus fulvidraco (yellow catfish) is the source of this 3438-nucleotide messenger RNA. Its product is annotated as la-related protein 6-like. Gene Ontology annotation, cellular component: nucleus. The transcript is spliced from 3 exons. The coding region runs from base 1147 to 2319 and encodes 390 amino acids. Lineage: Eukaryota; Metazoa; Chordata; Actinopteri; Siluriformes; Bagridae. The record is from RefSeq and is a predicted model, not a curated record. Gene Ontology annotation, molecular function: mRNA binding. Gene Ontology annotation, biological process: RNA processing.